AUGAAAAGAUUUGGUGCCUUGCUAUUCACGAGUACAUGUUCUCUCGGGGCUGGUUAUUACUUUGGUUAUCGUCAUCAGGAGGUUAAAAGGCCUUCACCAACAAUAUCAACAAGAUCGGAUCCAAUUAUAACAACAGCAACAAAUUUAAAGCCUCCUUCUUCACCUUUGCAACAAGAAAUUUCAUCUCCACAAGUUAAUGCUGGUGUUGAUCAGAGAGUAGAAUCUUUGGAAAAACAGGAAAUUUCAUCAACAGAUCAAAAGGAAGAAAAUAAUACAACAAGUACAAUCGAAACAAAUGAAAAGAAAAAGGUCACAACACUUGAGGAAAUUUAUCAAUAUUUGGAGAGUAAGAGUGAUGAUUCUAUUCAUUGGCCAAAAUAUAAUAUUCACUUGUUGAGUGAUGAUACAGAGGAGAAUAGAGAGGAUACUAUCAAAUUAUUUAAAACUUUUGAUGGAUUUGGAAUUCCGACUCAUGCUGGAGCUCUUCACUUAUUUUCACAUUUUAUUUCAGUUUCUGAUAGUAGAAUGAGGAUACCACUGUAUGUUGCCUGGUCGAUUCCACAUUUACAUGAUGGCAUGAAGGUAACAGCUGACAGAAAAUUCUCAAGAUUUACUAAAGGUUCAUUCUAUGAUAAUUUCACAGAUUUUAAUCCAAAUAAUCAGGAUUAUUUGGGAAGUGGAUAUUCAAGAGGACAUUUGGUAAAUUGUGGAGAUUUCAAUUUUUUCGAUCAAACCUCAAUGAAUAAUACUCACCUUCUCAUUCAUAACAUUGUUCCACAGGAUUUCAAGAAUAAUGCUGGAUAUUGGUUGAGAAUGGAAAGAUUUACAAGAUCAUUGGCCUAUGAUUUUGAUUCGGUUCACGUUAUUGCAGGUCCAGCAAUGAUUCCUGAAAUGUUCGAGAGAAAGGAGGUGAAUGGAAGGUUACAGACUCCAAAAGGUAUCAUGAAACAUCUUGUUGUUGGCAAGCAUCAAGUGGCAGUUCCAACACACUUGUUCAGAAUUAUUAUUGCUGAAAAACAUGUAGAUAAUCAACCUGAAUAUUAUGCUCAAGCAUUCCUUGUACCAAAUACAGAACUUGAAAAAACAGAUCUAUUGACCAAAUAUUCCAUUUCACUUCAAGAAUUGGAAAGUGUUACUGGUUUAAAGUUUUUAGACAAAUUGGCAAAGUCAGGCAAUAUGUUCCCACUUUGUAAACUUGAGUCUCGAAUUAAUGAGGAGACAAUUGGUAUUUCGAAUGAUAUUGCCGCUGACAAACCAUUGGAGCCAACCACUGAAAUUCCUACAGAGCCAACACUAAAUCUUAAUACCAACACUGUAAAGUAUGGAUGCGAUUGUAUUAGUGUGUUUCCUCCAUGGCAAGAUUUGGAUAUACAAGAAAUGUUGUGGAAGAAGAAUAUUACACAGAACGAGAUUGAAGAAAAGUGGAAUUAUCUUGUGGAAACAACAAAAUGGGCACCUUCAAAAGACAUUACCGAUAGAAAGAGGGCUAAAUUGGAAGAGCUCAAAAGAAAUGUCGACACCACUACCAAUAACUAAACUAAAUGUUUAUUUUAUUGAUC
Molecule: messenger RNA, 1559 nt
Organism: Naegleria gruberi
Lineage: Eukaryota; Heterolobosea; Eutetramitea; Acrasida; Naegleriidae
Product: endonuclease G
Exons: 2
Coding region: 1-1536 (511 amino acids)
Biological process (GO): apoptotic DNA fragmentation
Cellular component (GO): mitochondrial inner membrane; nucleus
Molecular function (GO): nucleic acid binding; single-stranded DNA endonuclease activity; RNA endonuclease activity
Source: RefSeq, a predicted model, not a curated record